Brassicogethes aeneus is the source of this 819-nucleotide messenger RNA. The record is from the annotation of a GenBank genome assembly. NCBI's taxonomy places the organism in Eukaryota, Metazoa, Arthropoda, Insecta, Coleoptera, Nitidulidae.
AUGCUUUGCCUGGAAUCUCUUCCUUUUAGUUUAGUUGAGAGUAGUGGUUUUCAGAAAUUCAUAAAGGUUGUUUGCCCAAAAUACGUAACUCCUAGUCGAACAUACUUUUCUAGAAAACUGCUUCCGAAGUAUUACGAAAUAGUAAAGAAAAAAGUACACAAUGUUCUCGGCAAUUGUUCUUUAAAUUCCAUUGCUAUAACAACAAACAUAUGGACCAGAGGAGGUCAUGAUUAUAUAAGUGUAACAGCUCACUUUAUCGACAAGGAUAUUCAAAGAAACCACUUAGUACUGGAAGUUGCUGGCUUUGAUGGUCCAUCACAUGCAGCUAGUUUUGUGGCUGAUAAUUUAAAACAGGCAUUUAUAAAAUGGCACAUUCAAAGAAAAAUAAUCGCGAUAGUUUCUGACAACGCUGCAAACAUGAAAGCAGCUAUAAGACAACUUUCAGUGGAACAUGUAGGUUGUACGGCACAUUUAUUGCAGUUGGUAAUUAAUUCCGGAUGUCUUAAUGCCCCUGCAAUUAAAGAAAUGCUCCAUACAGCUAGGGGCAUUGUUACACACUUUAAACAUUCAGUGACUUCUCUGAAAGUUUUACAUAACUAUCAAAAGUCUUUGGGUCAAAAAGAGAAAUGUAUGGUUCAAGAUGAACCCACUCGUUGGGAUUCCACUUUCCACAUUCUUGAUCGACUUCUUGAACAAAAAGAUGCUAUAUCAGAUGUUAAACAUGUGCAGCUGUCUCAAGAAGAAAAAUCUUUGAUAAAUCAGUUUGCUGAUGAAAUUGAAGGUGAUUCUAAUGCUGAAGAUGACCAACCUAAAGUUUAA